AUGGCAGGAACGAAUACGUCAUCAAAUUCUUCAGAUUUAUUUAAUGGUGGUUCUAGAGUUAUAAGUUCGAGAGCAGAUUCUUCAAGUUCAUCUCAUUUAUCACCCGGGUCUCAUCAUAAGAUAUUAGGUCAUUAUUCAAACUACGGUGGUGGUGGUGGUGGGGGUGACGUGAGCGAAGAUGAACUACCGUCUUGUGCAUUUGCAACGAGAAAUUUAAGAUCCGAACAAUCCAUUCAUUAUAUAGGAUUGCCAGACGAACCAUCGAGUGAAAUAGGAGUAUCGGAUGAUGGUUUUUAUCCUUCUGGUAGCCCAUAUAGAGUUCAAAGACACGCAGCCAACAUUCGUGAAAGGAAAAGAAUGCUUAGUAUCAACUCGGCUUUCGAUGAGCUGAGGAUUCACGUACCAACAUUUCCAUACGAGAAAAGAUUAUCGAAAAUCGACACACUCAGGUUGGCCAUUGCUUACAUAGCAUUACUACGAGAGGUUUUAACCGUCGAAUACGAUCCUUUAACAUACGUUGAAAAAUGUCUUAGGGGUGAAAUAAAAGCAGCCGAAAGAGCCGAAUGGAACACAAGCGAUUUAACCGCGAGAUUAUCUUGGAUUAAUUGGGAAAAUUUAGGUGUUAAUCCAAGCAGAAGAAGCGUUUUGACAACUUUGGCACUAACUGCGGAUUCGAUAAAUACAUAA
Molecule: messenger RNA, 687 nt
Organism: Pediculus humanus corporis (human body louse)
Lineage: Eukaryota; Metazoa; Arthropoda; Insecta; Psocodea; Pediculidae
Exons: 5
Coding region: 1-687 (228 amino acids)
Biological process (GO): regulation of transcription by RNA polymerase II; developmental process
Molecular function (GO): DNA-binding transcription factor activity, RNA polymerase II-specific; RNA polymerase II transcription regulatory region sequence-specific DNA binding; protein dimerization activity
Source: RefSeq, a predicted model, not a curated record